CAUUUUGCAACAACAACAACAACCAUCUUUAAUAAAAAAAAAUGAAGAUAAAAAUAUUUGCCGUAAGACUUUUUUACAACUUUUAUCGAAUGAUUGGAUUUAGUUUCGGACGAUUCGAAUGGAAACAUCGAUGGACAAUGAUCAAAUGUACAAUCAUGACUACAUUAUUCAUUAAUGGCUCUUAUCAUGUAUAUAUUCAUAAUAGUCAAGAAUACGAUGGUGUAUCAGCAACUAAAAUUAGUCAAAAUGCAUUUGGUCGUUUAAUUGAUAUGAUUGGUGAAUUUCUAUAUUUGAUAACAUUUAUUGUAUCAUAUCUAGUUUAUUCAUUGAAUGGUUAUGAUUUAAUCCGAUUGGCUGAUUCAUCAAUAUUCACUAUAAUUUAUCCAGAUAAUUUGAAACAUCGUUUCAUAGCGAUAACAUUUUUGAUCAUAACAAUUAUUGAUUGUUCAUUGUUGUUUAAUUAUUUCGCCAAUUUGACCACAAGUUCAAUGGCGUCAAUAUCAAUGAUGAAUUUACUUAAAUGUUAUAUUAUGGUGAUGAUGUAUCUUAGUGAAAUUCUUUUACGAUCAUUGUUUUAUUAUUUCAAAAAUGCCAUACGACAAUCAUUACAACGAAUUGAAUUACAAUUGAAAUCAAAUGAAAUCACCGAUGAAGAAUGUAUUAGUACUAUACGUUUAUUGGCUUAUAUUUCAUUGAAAUUCAAUUCUAAAGCUGGCAUUUUUGGUCUUUUAUUUACAUUUGAAUGGACAUUCUAUCUUAUACAUACAUUGCUUACGAUUCAUCAAGGGCAAGCUACUGUUUUUUCUAUGAUUAUUUUGGCUAUUAAUUCAUCAUUUACAUUUCUUUGGAUAUGGAUGGAUAAUCGAAUUCAACGAACAUUACGUAAUAUUAUCAAACAUCUUCGCUAUAGAAAUGAUCGACGACAACAGAAUUUUAAAAUACAAUCAGCAAGAUCAAUGGAUCAUCUACUGGCAUUAUUGGAUCGACAACGUCAAAAUUCAAUGGACACUGGUCAAUUAUGGCCAUUAUUCGAUCAAAUUGGUGCCAUUUGGAUGAUGAAAAUUCGUCCUAAAUCACGUAAUCAGAUUCGAUAUUUUGAAAUGAUUCAUCUAUAUCAAGAAUAUUUCCGUAUGAAAUUUUAUGAUCUUUUCAUUUAUGAUCAAAGAUUUCUACUAUCAAUGAUUAUAGCUGCUUAUGGUUAUUUUGUGUUAUUGAUACAGACAGAAAAUAAUGAAGAAAAAAAUCAAAAUAUGACAAAUUAAGAACGACAGACA
Messenger RNA from Dermatophagoides farinae (American house dust mite), 1274 nucleotides. The record is from RefSeq and is a predicted model, not a curated record. Lineage: Eukaryota; Metazoa; Arthropoda; Arachnida; Sarcoptiformes; Pyroglyphidae.